Messenger RNA from Brassica napus (rape), 1417 nucleotides. RefSeq names its product proline iminopeptidase. Gene Ontology annotation, cellular component: cytoplasm. NCBI's taxonomy places the organism in Eukaryota, Viridiplantae, Streptophyta, Magnoliopsida, Brassicales, Brassicaceae. Bases 104 to 1246 code for a protein of 380 amino acids. The transcript has 11 exons. Gene Ontology annotation, molecular function: aminopeptidase activity. Gene Ontology annotation, biological process: proteolysis. The record is from RefSeq and is a predicted model, not a curated record.
AAAAAAAAAAAAAUGAAACAAUUUGGAGAUUUUGGUUUAGACAGCACGAAUAGUGGAUACAAACAACAGAUCAUCAUCAUCACUGUCCAAAGCAUCAAAAGCGAUGAAACUAGGUCGCAUCAUCAUCCCUCGUCACAUUUAUAUACUUCCAUCCUUCUCUCUACCCACUUCCUCUUCUAUUCGAUCCUUUCAACCAUCCCCCAACCAUCUCAAUCUCAAUCUCUCCUUCCCAGUAAGAAAACGCGCAACGAUUCGCAGUAUGAGCGACUCAAUCGAAACCGGAGUGCCUCAAAGGAGGAGCCUUUACCCUCCAAUCGAGCCAUACAACAACGGGAUUCUGAAGGUUUCAGAUACUCACACACUCUACUGGGAGCAAUCAGGAAACCCAGAUGGCCACCCAGUUGUUUUUCUCCACGGAGGUCCAGGAGGAGGAACGUCUCCUAACAACAGGAGAUUCUUUGAUCCUGAGUUUUAUAGGAUUGUUCUCUUUGACCAGAGAGGUGCAGGGAAGAGUACACCACAUGCUUGUUUGGAGGAGAACACCACUUGGGACCUUGUCAAUGAUAUUGAAAAACUAAGGGAGCAUUUGCAAAUUCCUGAAUGGCAGGUUUUUGGUGGAUCUUGGGGAAGCACUUUAGCACUUACUUACAGCCAGUCCCACCCUGAUAAGGUUACUGGUUUGGUCCUUAGAGGGAUCUUUCUGAUUCGGAAGAAGGAGAUUGAUUGGUUUUACGAGGGUGGUGCUGCUGCUAUAUAUCCUGAUGCAUGGGAGGAGUUCAGAGAUCUUAUUCCAGAAAACGAGAGAGGUAGCCUAGUGGAUGCAUAUCACAAAAGACUCAACUCCGAUGAUCUGGAAACUCAAUAUGCAGCUGCGAGAGCUUGGACUAAAUGGGAAAUGGUGACUGCUCAUCUUCUUCCAAAUGAUGGGAACAUUCAAAAGGCAGAAGAUGAUAAGUUUUCAUUGGCAUUUGCAAGGAUUGAAAACCACUAUUUUGUUAACAAGGCUUUCUUUACCUCGGACUCACACUUGCUGGAUAAUAUUGAUAAAAUAAGACAUAUCAAAACCACCAUUGUUCAGGGAAGGUAUGACGUAGUUUGUCCUAUGAUGUCUGCUUGGGAUCUGCACAAAGCAUGGCCAGAGGCAGACCUCAAGAUUGUUGGUGAUGCUGGACACUCGGCAAAUGAGCCUGGAAUCGCAGCAGAACUGGUGGUUGCAAAUGAAAAGAUGAAAGCUUUUGUGGGAUGAAAAUACUCUAUGGACUGCGUUCAUAUCUUAGGGACUUGUGUUCACGCUGUGUUAGGGAUAUGGACAAAUUACGACCCUAAACAAAUUAUUUAGCUUUUCAGCAUGUCUCUAUUUGUCUUUUACAUCGGUAUUAACAUCUUUAUCUCUAAGGCAUGUUAGAUUUCUCCUGCA